GAGAAGGCACCGUGAGGCCAGGGGGCGGGGAGAAAGGGGGCAUCAUGGCCGCCCCCAGUGGGCUGCGUCCGGGGACUUGUGGGAGUUGCGCUAACCGGCAGCUCGGCCACAGCGGACCCGCCUUCUUCCCUCAUCAGCGGAUCCUUGGUCCGGCCGGGACAGUUGUGUGAGGCGGCGGCUGGAGAGGGACCCAUGGGGACGGUGCACGCCCGGAGUUUGGAGCCUCUUCCAUCAAGUGGACCUGAUUUUGGAGCAUUAGGAGAAGAAGCGGAAUUUGUUGAAGUUGAACCUGAAGCUAAACAGGAAAUUCUUGAAAACAAAGAUGUGGUUGUUCAGCAUGUUCAUUUUGAUGGGCUUGGAAGGACUAAAGAUGAUAUCAUCAUUUGUGAAAUUGGAGAUGUUUUUAAGGCUAAAAACCUCAUUGAGGUAAUGCGGAAAUCUCAUGAAGCCCGUGAAAAAUUGCUUCGUCUGGGAGUCUUUAGACAAGUGGAUGUUUUGAUUGAUACGUGCCAAGGUGAUGAUGCACUUCCAAAUGGGUUAGAUGUUACCUUUGAAGUAACUGAAUUAAGGAGAUUAACAGGCAGUUAUAACACCAUGGUUGGGAACAAUGAAGGCAGCAUGGUACUUGGCCUCAAACUCCCCAAUCUCCUAGGUCGUGCAGAGAAGGUGACUUUUCAGUUUUCCUACGGAACAAAAGAAACUUCAUAUGGCCUGUCCUUCUUCAAACCACGGCCUGGAAACUUCGAAAGAAAUUUCUCCGUAAACUUGUAUAAAGUUACUGGGCAGUUCCCUUGGAGCUCACUGCGGGAGACUGAUAGAGGAAUAUCAGCCGAGUACAGUUUUCCCAUAUGGAGGACCAGCCACACGGUCAAGUGGGAAGGCGUGUGGCGAGAGCUGGGCUGCCUCUCCCGGACGGCGUCAUUUGCUGUUCGAAAAGAAAGCGGACAUUCGCUGAAAUCAUCUCUUUCGCAUGCCAUGGUCAUUGAUUCUCGGAAUUCUUCCAUCUUGCCAAGAAGAGGCGCUUUGCUGAAAGUUAACCAGGAGCUGGCUGGGUACACCGGAGGGGACGUGAGCUUCCUCAAAGAAGAUUUUGAACUUCAGUUGAAUAAACAAUUCGUACUUGAUUCAGUUGUCUCAGCGUCUCUCUGGGGUGGAAUGUUGGUGCCCAUUGGUGACAAGCCGUCCAGUAUUGCUGACAGGUUUUACCUUGGGGGACCGACCAGUGUCCGUGGCUUCAGCAUGCACAGCAUCGGGCCGCAGAGCGAAGGAGACUACCUUGGUGGAGAAGCAUACUGGGCCGGUGGCCUGCACCUGUAUACCCCAUUGCCCUUCCGGCCAGGCCAGGGCGGCUUUGGAGAACUUUUCCGAACACACUUUUUUCUCAACGCAGGAAACCUCUGCAACCUCAACUAUGGGGAGGGCCCCAAAGCUCAUAUUCGCAAGCUGGCUGAGUGCAUCCGCUGGUCCUACGGCGCCGGCAUCGUCCUCAGGCUUGGCAACAUCGCCCGGCUGGAACUUAAUUACUGCAUCCCCAUGGGAGUGCAGGGGGGCGACAGGAUAUGCGAUGGCGUCCAGUUUGGAGCUGGGAUAAGGUUCCUGUAGCUGACGCCCUGCAGGAGGAGCUCUGGGACCCGGGCAGCAGUGUGUCGUCCCCGCCACGGCUGAGCGAUUCUUUGCGGUCCUGGUGGGAAAGCACGUCAAUAAAUUGUAGAGACGCACA
Microcebus murinus (gray mouse lemur) is the source of this 1720-nucleotide messenger RNA. It is a transcript of the gene SAMM50, whose product is annotated as SAMM50 sorting and assembly machinery component. The record is from RefSeq and is a predicted model, not a curated record. Gene Ontology annotation, cellular component: outer membrane. Gene Ontology annotation, biological process: mitochondrial respiratory chain complex assembly; protein insertion into mitochondrial outer membrane. NCBI's taxonomy places the organism in Eukaryota, Metazoa, Chordata, Mammalia, Primates, Cheirogaleidae.